ACUCAACUUCCACUUCUUUGGAAUUCUUUAUAUUUUUCACGCUCCCAUUUUCUCAAGAACAUUGCAUCAGCUCUUAACUACUCUGCAUUUGUUUUGUGCAGGUGUGCUGUCUGAAACAAACAUGAAGUUUGCAGCUGUAAUCCUCGCUCUAGCCAUUAUUUCAGGCUGCCAUGGGGGCUUCUUGCUUAAUGAUGACCCAAACAAGACCUUGCAGGAGCAAGUGGAUUUGUUCAUGAGCCGGCUAUCUGAGGUGGCCAAUGCUAAGGAGAUGAGGGACAGCAUCCAGAACACCCAGAUCGGCAGAGAAUUAGACACUCUGAUCUCUGACAUCAUGAGGGAACUGCAAAUGUACAGUGAAGAUGUGCAGAACAAACUGGCCCCCUAUGCACAGGAGACAGCCCUGAAAUUUAAAGACGACCUGCAACUUCUUGCAAAUAAGCUUCGCACACACAUGGAGGAAGCUAAGGAACGUGUCACUGAAUACACUCAGGAGCUUCAGACCAUGGUGGAGCAGAACACUGAUGAAGUCAAGAACAAGUUCAACGCUUACAUCCGAAAACUAAAGAAACGUUUGAGCAAGGACACCCAGGAAAUCAACAAGAAACUGUCAACAUUCUUCGAGGAACUUCGCUCUCGCGCUGCUCAGAGUAUGGAAGACAUAAAGGCUCGCCUUGAACCAUACUUCUCUGACAUGCUUCAGCGUGCCGAAGACAAGCUGACAACUCUGGGAGAGCUGCUGAAGAGCCAGGCUGAAGUAAUUAAAGACCAGCUGGAAUCACAAAUGCAGGAUCUCAAAGAGAAAGCUGAGAAGACCACCGAGAAUUUGCGUGCCGCCGUUCAGAAUAGGGCAGAAGAGCUCCAGAAAUGGUUUCAGUCCUAAGAGCUUGUAAUGCUAAAGAAUCAGGUGUCAUAGCAAAACGAAUUGGACAGACUUUUCCAGGUCGCUUUGCUAGAAAAACAGGUAUUUUGAAUAUAAAAGUAAACUGAUGUAAAAAGUUAAUGGAUUUAGGACUCAUCUGUAUGUAGGCUACAGAGGAUAUAAUGUAAAGACCAAUAAAAACAGUGU
Molecule: messenger RNA, 1066 nt
Organism: Triplophysa dalaica
Lineage: Eukaryota; Metazoa; Chordata; Actinopteri; Cypriniformes; Nemacheilidae
Gene: apoea
Product: apolipoprotein Ea
Exons: 4
Coding region: 122-880 (252 amino acids)
Biological process (GO): negative regulation of neuron apoptotic process; regulation of amyloid-beta clearance; lipoprotein catabolic process
Cellular component (GO): intermediate-density lipoprotein particle; extracellular region
Molecular function (GO): lipid binding
Source: RefSeq, a predicted model, not a curated record